AUGAAUACUAGUAAAAACCCUUCAAAUAUUGUGAGAUUUGGUUUUCUGAUUUUACUUCUUUUGAUCAGUCUAAUCUUAACAAUCACUGAAGCAGGAAGAACUCAUCCUGAUCACAGAAUUCAAAUAAGAAAACAAGAUGUUGAACAUGAUGAGAAAAGAGCAGUAACUAGUAACAGAAGAAGAAGUGGUGGUGGUGGUAAUACUAAUAGAAGAAGAGGUGGUGGUGGUGGUUCAAGAAGAGGUGGUAGCGGGUCAAGAGGAGGAGCACCAAGAAGACAACAAAGUUGUGAUCCUUUGUAUCAGUAUCUGUUUGGAGAUUGUGGUUCGUGGCCAUUCCCUUCAUCUCCUUCGCCUAAUAAUCCUUUUCUUACAACCCCCCCAUCUAGGCCACCGCGCCGUCGCCCUGUAGUGCCACCACCUUCAUCACCUCUUCCUCCUCCAUUAGUCCCUUCUCCACCUCCGCUUGUUCCAAUUUUACCCUCUCCUCCUCCUUUGGUUCCUCAACCACCACCUUUAGUUGCAUCCCCACCACCGCUAGUUGCUUCACCACCACCAACUAUCGUUGCUUCACCUCCACCUACCGUCGCUGCUUCACCUCCACCAGCUCAAGUUGCUUCGCCUCCCCCGUUAGUUCCUUCACCUCCACCACCAACACCUUCACCUCCACCACCGUUAGUACCCUCACCACCCCCACCAACACCUUCACCACCAGCAAUACCACCCGGUGUUAUAAUUCCUCCACCAUUACCACCUAUAUCACUUCUGCCCCCAUGGUUAUCCCCACCAUCGGAUGGUGGUGGUGGUGGUGACAAUAAUCAACCAGGACCGUUAGUGUUUUCACCACCACCAUCUGAUAGUGGCGGCGGCGACGAUAUGCCACCUGAGCCAUUAGUAUUUUCACCACCACCGUCUUUUUCUUUACCACCACCAUCUGAUGAUAGUGGUGGCGAUGAUAUUCCACCUGAGCCAUUAGUAUUUUCACCACCACCAUCUUUUUCUUUACCACCGCCAUCUGAUGAUAGUGGUGGCAUGGAUAUUCCACCGGAGCCAUUAGUAUUUUCACCACCGCCCUCCUUUUCUUUACCACCACCAAUAGAGGAUGGUGGUGCUGCUGCUGAUAUUCCACCAGAGCCAUUACUGUUUUCUCCACCACCAUCUGAUGAAGAUUACAUUCCUCCAGCUGAGCCAGUUUCCCCAUUUUUUACUACACCACCAACACCUGAUUUUCCUUUUCCACAACCUCCGAAUCUAGACCCACCUUCAUUUGAUCCUAACAUUCCAGAUAGUAAUCCUACACCAUUAGUACCAAAUACCCCAGUUGUCGAUGAUCAACCAACUUUGCCACCACCUUUUCCACUUCCACAACCACCUAACUUAGACCCACCUUCAGUUUAUCCUAACAUUCCAGACACUAAUCCAUCACCAUUGGUACCAGAUAAUCCUGUUGUGGAUUACCAACCCACUUUGCCACCGUCUUUUCCUCUUCCAGAAUCACCUAACUUAGACCCACCUUCAACAGUAACUCCCAACAUUCCAGUUCCAGAUACGAAUCCAACACCUCUAGUACCGGAUAAUCCUGUUUUUGGUGAUCAACCACAACCCAUAACAGAGCCUAGUGCACCAUCUCUUCCUUUCUUACCUCCAUCUGAUGAUAGUCCACUGGAUGAUCCACCACCAUCAACUGAUUCUCCUCCUUUCAAGAACUGA
Papaver somniferum (opium poppy) is the source of this 1707-nucleotide messenger RNA. Its product is annotated as leucine-rich repeat extensin-like protein 3. The record is from RefSeq and is a predicted model, not a curated record. Lineage: Eukaryota; Viridiplantae; Streptophyta; Magnoliopsida; Ranunculales; Papaveraceae. The coding region runs from base 1 to 1707 and encodes 568 amino acids. The transcript has a single exon.